Trichoderma aggressivum f. europaeum is the source of this 1077-nucleotide messenger RNA. RefSeq lists its product as uncharacterized. Gene Ontology annotation, molecular function: oxidoreductase activity, acting on the CH-OH group of donors, NAD or NADP as acceptor. The coding region runs from base 1 to 1077 and encodes 358 amino acids. The transcript is spliced from 5 exons. Lineage: Eukaryota; Fungi; Ascomycota; Sordariomycetes; Hypocreales; Hypocreaceae. The record is from RefSeq and is a predicted model, not a curated record.
AUGAACCCUACAAAGCACGACGUCGCUUCACAGAAGCUGCUGAUAACCGGCGCCACGGGCUAUAUUGGUUUCAAGUCUCUGCUUAUCGCUCUCGAAAGAGGAUAUGCCGUUCGCGCUGUCGUUCGAAAUGAGCAAAGUAUCUCACAUCUUACGGAGAAACGCUCCCUGAUUUCCGAAAGCCAUAAGAAAGGAAUCUUAGACUUUGUCGUGGUUCCUGAUUUCUUGGCAUGUGACAACUGGCCUGUUGUUCUAGAUGGCAUCACGAGCAUUAUCCACAUCGCAUCCCCGCUGGCACAUGAAAGUGAAGAUUACGAGAGAGACAUACUAAGUCCUGCGAUAUCCAUGGUGACCACAGUCUUGGAAGCAGCCGCCAAUGUCCCCUCCGUCCGAAGAAUUGUCAUCACGUCCUCGUGCGUCACCUUGAUUCCUUUCGAAUGGAACAUGGCUCCCGACAGUGAGAGACUGUACUCCGCAUCGGAUAUAAACUCAGAUCCUCAAAAGCCAUACGGCAGUGCCAUGGAAGCCUACUGGGCUUCAAAGGCAUACUCCAGAAUCGCUGCGCGGGAAUUCAUUGAGAAAAAGAAGCCUCACUUUGACUUUAUUCAUCUGCUCCCCUCUGUGGUGUUUGGCCCGGACGAGCGGAUUCCUCCAAGUGGCUCUGUAGAUGAGCUGUUGAAGGAUAACCGAGCUGCAGUCCUUGCCCCAGCACUUGACGGCUCCACGAAUUCAUCAUUUCCGUUCGUCGGUGUGCCUGUUCACGUUGCGGAUGUUGCGCGCGCUCAUGUCGAUGCAGUGGACAGCGCUCGAAUUCCAGGAAAUUCCGAGUACAUCCUUAGCUCUGACACCCCUGAAGGUGUUGUCUGGGAUAGAGACAUUGCAGCAGUUGCUAAGAGAUAUUUCCCAGGAGAAGUGGAAAGUAAAUUGCUACCGCUCAAGGGCACGCUCCCUUGUAUCAAGUGGCGACUGGACGGCGAUGCUACAGAAAAAGCUUUUGGGUGGAAGUUUACUAGCUUCGAACAAACCAUGAGAGAGCUGCUCGCACAAUAUCUCAAGCUCAAGAAAAACGCCAACCAAUAG